CAAACAUUUUACAAGGUUUUGUGUAAUCAUGCAAAUUAAACUUCUUCUUUCGUUUUCAAAGAACCAUUCUUACUGUCAGGUUAUGAAAGUAAAAGACGACAAUCAACUAGACAUGCCUUUUAAAACAUGUUUAUAUCGACUUCUUAGAGAUGACGAGGACUACAAAAAAGGGUUGUCUGCUCGCUUUCCUAACGCAGCUAAAGCAGAAGUAUCUUCUCACGUGAACGGUUUGAAGGAAUCGCCAUUUAUCUCUACGACAGCAUCAAAGGAUGCAAUAAGAGCCUUCUGUUUGCUUGCAGUAAGGCGUUCACAAACGUUAAAGAAGCGGAAAGAGGAGAAAAAGUCAAAAGAGGUAGCAAAGGACGAUAAGAAAGAAACGAAUAAAAAAUCAAAAUACAACAAGCAAGUCAAAAAUGACAGAAAAAACCCCAAAGAAAAGGCGAAAGGAGAAAAACCAACAGAUACUGAAAUAAUGAAAAAAAUGACAGUCGUUAGGAUUAAUAGAGAAGCAUUAAAAACCGAGGACGUUGAAAUCAUCGAUCUAUCAGAUGAAAAAGUCCGCAUGAGCUAUUUAGAGGGAAAUAAAAAAUUGCAAAACUAUGCUAGGAAAUACGAAGAAGUUUUAAUUAAGGGUUUAAUUCCAGCAAAAUACGUCAAAGCUGUGAAUGUGGAAGCAUUGUUUAAUCGAAAAUUUUCAACUGAAGAUUCCGAUACAUCUGAAGGUUACGAUACAUCUGAAGGUUACGAUACAUCUGAAGAUUACGAUACAUCUGAAGGUUACGAUACAUCUGAAGAUUACGAUACAUCUGAAGGUUACGAUACAUGUGAAGGUUACGAUACAUCUGAAGGUUACGAUACAUAUGAAGGCUACGAUACAUCUGAAGGUUCCGAUACAUCUGAUGAUUUCGCGGAAUAUAAAAGUGAAGAAACUUUUAUGGAGAAUUUUUAUUUGUAUUGUUGCAUCAGCAGAAAAGGUAAGAAGUUACGAUUUGGAAGAUGAACGGGAAGACUAUGAAAGAAGUCGCGACUAGGACAUAGACAUAGACAACACUUUAUUUCAUCUCAAAUCAUAUUACAUGACGUAUGAGCGAACAGUUGCUCUAAAUACAAUACAAUUAUACGUGGCAUGGUGUUAUUAAUUUCAAUUCUAAAAUAUGCUAGGAAGUAGAAUUACAUUUUCACUGAUUGGACUGUUUUGGGGGUAAGGGCGCAUCCACACUACAGCAAAUAAGUAUUUUACAGUACUGCGAAUGUGUCUCCAGCCCCAUCCCAGUCCUACACGCAAAACAAAUACUAUUUUUAUGAUUAUGGUCUAUUUGGAGCAUUUCGGCAGCGGGAAAGGGAAACUAUAACUUUUGAAACAGACUAUAUUUAACUAAGUACACAUGUCACGUGACAAUGUGUAUUGACUCGAUCACUGGGUCAAAGCUGUUAAAUGUGCGAAUGACUACACAUGGGCGUGUUUAUCGGUACGUUCUCGCAACUGAUUGGUUCGCUUGGUAAAAGUAUGCAAAAGUAUGUGCACUGACAGUGAAAAGGUUACCUGGUAUUUGUUUUGUUAGAAGUGAGGAUUGUAAUAAUAUUCAAUCAUUGUGGAUUAAUAAUAAUACAGAUGGGAGUAUCAUUGGAUGUCUAAAGAUGCGUUAGUGAGUUGAUUAGAAACAUUAUUAUGUUCAUUAUUUUAAAUACUUUGUAACGAACGCACAAAGCACAUGGGUGACAAUGCUGUGCUGGGCUUCAGCUGUCAUUGAGAAGCUAAACUGGCACAUCUUCAAAGAGCUAGUGCAGACAUGUGCUUGAAAAUAGUAUUUCAGUCGGCAUGUGCUUUGUCUCAAUUAAAUUACUUAAUUACAGUUGACAGUUGUAGGAUAGGUGCGAAAUAACGCGGUACUGUCCAAAGUUCCGGGAGCACGCACCCCAGGCCGCGGCUAGGGAUAUCCAGCACGUCAUGAGUCUCCACGGUCACAUGGAUUCCCAUGCCAUGCCGCAUUCCAAGAUGAACGAGAAGAAUAUGAAAUAAGUUGAGAUUUGGAAGAUGAACUAGAAGAAUAUGAAAGAUGUCGCGAUUGGGAUGAUGCAGGAGAAGAAUAUGACGAAUUGUCAGCGAAAUGUGCAUUGCUUAUAAUAAGCUAAGUGUAUAUUACAAUGAGUUUUCCAAAACAAGGGCAAUAGUCCAAAAGGAAAAAAGAAGGAAUAGGUAACAUGAAACAAAUUAGGAUAGAAAAUAUGCAAUUUUAAUAAUUGAAGAUUUCUAAAAACGAAAAGUUCUAAAUUACAUUUGAAUAUCAAACAUUCAAGAUUUGAAAACCGCGAUUAGUUUUGUUUUAAGUUAAUAAGUAUAAAAGUUGUUGUGUUUAACAGAUGGAUGGAACAUACUUUUUCACAUGUCAGCUUUGUCAUCAGCCCGAAUAAUAUAUCACCUUUGGCGUUUAUAUUGAAAGUAUAUCAUAAAUUGUAGGUAGAAUCCACGAAAGAAGUUUUUUUUUUAACAUUUGUGUUCGGCAUCGUAAUUCUAAGCGUGCUAGUGGGGAAACAGCUAUUUAUUACAAAGACUCUUUGAAAGAUGGUAUACAGAUUGUCCGUCACCAUAAUGAUACUGUUAUUAAGUUAGAUAAAAAUUUCUUUCGUGUUGAAAAUGACAUUUAUCUGUGUGCAGUUUAUCUGUGGUGCGAAGAUUCGCCAGCUUACAAUAUAUGUAAUAUAGAUCUAUUUGAUCUAAUUCAAAACGAUGUGUUUGAUUUUGAAAGUUAUGGGUCACUGUAUAUAAUUGGAGACUGGAAUAGUCGGGUAGGCCUAAGAAACGAUUAUAUUACUUGUGAUAUGUAUAACGAUGUCAUAGAUGUUGAUGAUUAUAUUCCAGAGAUACUGUAAUGCAUUUGGGAUUAAACUAUUAGAUCGUUGUAAAUCUACAAAUUUGCGGAUUGUGAAUGGGCGUUUAGGCAAUGAUCAUUGUAACGGUUCUUUUACCUAUGCGUCUAGACAAGGGUCGUCAGUCAUAGAUUAUUUGUUAACAAAUUAAUGUAAUUUUAUAAAAAUAAACGAAUUUACGGUACAUGAUUUUAACGAAUGGAGUGAUCGUAGUCCAUUAAAGCCCUGCUCCCCGGCUAUUCAAAUUAUUUUGUGUCUAUGCAACCAAUGAUUACAAUAGGUAACAGUUAAUGGCCACGUGCCAAACUUUAGCAUGCAAAACCACAGGUAUUUCAUAUAGAAUUUUAUAUAAGACAGACUCUAAUUUGACAGGCGUCACUGUUCAUAGUCAGGAUUUUCAUGCUUUUUUCAGUGACAAUUCAAGGUUAAAAGGUAGAACGGUAGCAGGGCUUUAACGUUCUCUUUAUUUUGUAACGUUUUAUGUAAUGAUAAUUAUACGGAAGAAAAUGAGACGUAUGUUAAACACACAUGGUCACAAGAUUUGAGAAAUGAUUUUCGGUCUGGCCUUAUAUCGAAACUGACGGAAUUAAAUACGACAAGAGAUGUUGAUUUAAAUGAUAGUACAUGCAUUGAUAGCAUUACCAAUGGAUUUACCUCUAUUAUACAUGAUGUUGCUGGUCCUUUGUUUAGCAAAAACAUGCAAGUCACAAAACUCGAAAGUUUAUUGAUGUAUCUAUUUCUGCAAAUAAAGAACUGGUUUGAUUAUGAAUGCAUACAAGCAAGACAAGUAUAUAUUAAUGCAUUGAAUAGCUUCAAUAGGAAUAAAACGAAUUAUAAUAGGGAGCAAUUUGCUACUAUGAAAAAUGAAUAUAAAAGGAGUGUUAAACAGAAGCGAAGAAAAUACGAAUAGAAAAAUAUAGCCCGUAUUGAAAAUUUACGGUAUUCAAGUCCGAAGGAGUUUUGGAAGUAUAUUACCAGUAAGAGUAAAUCUCAGCAUAAUAUAAGUUUAGACACUUUUUUAAAAUAUUUUUCCCAACUUGGAGAUGACAUAUUUAAGGCCAAAAAAAUGAAGAAGCAGAAUGUUUUUCAACAAAUUACGAUUUCAAUGAUUUGAGUGGAUCUGAUGAGUUUCUAGAUAGACCUAUUUAUAACUGUAAUAUUGGAUUCUGUUCAGACACUAAAGAGAGGUAAAUCACCUGGUAUUGAUUUAUUAUUAAAUGAAUAUUUAUUAGAAUCUAUUGAUAUUUAGUCAUUACAUUUGUGUGAUAUAUUCAAUUACUUUCAAGAUAGCGGACAUUUUCCUGAAAUGUGGACUGAAGGCGUAAUUGUACCAUUACAUAAAAAGGGCAAUAAAAGCGAUGUCAAUAAUUAUAGAGGAAUUACAUUGGUUAGCUGCUUGUCGAAAUUAUUUACAACAAUUUUAAAUAAAAGGAUAAUGACAUAUUGUGAAAAUAAUAAUAUUAUAUCUGAUGCACAGUUUGGUUUUAGAAAAGGUAAAUCGACAGUUGAUGUAGUGUCUGUUCUGUUAACUUUAGUUCAAAAGUAUGUAAAUGAAAACAAACGCAUUUAUUGUGUCUUCAUUAAUUUUAAAAAGUGCUUUGAUAGUAUAUAUAAAGACCUAGAAUUAGUUGUAUAAGUCUAUACAACAGUAUAUAGAUAUUGAUAUUUUCUAAAAUCCAUAAUAGCAAAAGAAAAAGAGAAUUUCAAACUUUGGAUCAUUGUAAAUAGAUGAGAUUUAUUGUAUCUUAUAUGGUACAAUGACCAUAUUGCGAAAUUCACAUAAUAGUAUACUCAAAGCAAAUAAAUUAAGCCUACUGGUCAAAUAAAAGUCAUAAGAAACCCCUUGUGGCAAUGUAAAACAAAUUUGACAAUCAUAAAAACUGUCUGGACCUAGCAUUUGAGCUGUUUGGGCCUAAAAUUUAAGUCAGUGUCCAGACUCAUCAAACAAAUUAAGACGCGUGUGAGUAGUCUGAUUGGCAUUUUGAAUAUUAUUUUAUGACAUCUUUAUCAUGACCAGAAAGUUUUCAAGCUGUAUCUUCUGUAUAAAAGCUGGACAAUAUCGUGGGCAGUUACAACACAUUGACUGCAGAAAUAAAAUAUAAUCGCGAAUUAUUGUCUAUUUUUUCGGCGUGCCGUUUUAAGCAUGAUUUUAUGACCUCGUAUGACCUUAUGCGGCCUGAAUAAUGUACCAAUCGGAUUGCUUGGUAAGGUUUUCUCGGUAUUUUCAGCCAUAAUGAGAGAUUUUGUAAGAGUGGCGCUGAUUGGUGAAAAUGCUUCACUCUGAGUUAUGUGUGACACUGAGUGAAAUGACAAAGCGUUCGUCAUCUAUAACCUCUAUAAGUACAGCACCAUCGGGUUGUAUGCGUACCUCUUGAACGGGUGUGCAUAACCAAAUAUUCAUCUGCUCAUCCGGAGUAAUUUCUGUUUAGUUAAGUUUCCUUUCCUUAAGUUUUGUUUUUUUUACAAAAAGGUUAUUUGUUUUAUACAGUCAAUAAUUCUUAUCCUGUAUUACAGCAACAAUUUCUAACCAGUGCAAAUCAUUACUAACCUGCAACAUGUCCGAUACUGUUAAAUUUUAGACUCUAAAUUUGAAAUUAAUCUUUCCGGUGAAAACAGUACUGUACAUAUUCUGAAUGAUAGAGAAAUUUGAUAAUAAGCUGAAGCAGGG
This is a messenger RNA of Mercenaria mercenaria, 5536 nucleotides long. RefSeq lists its product as uncharacterized. NCBI's taxonomy places the organism in Eukaryota, Metazoa, Mollusca, Bivalvia, Venerida, Veneridae. The coding region runs from base 29 to 1000 and encodes 323 amino acids. The transcript is spliced from 2 exons. The record is from RefSeq and is a predicted model, not a curated record.